Molecule: messenger RNA, 4957 nt
Organism: Misgurnus anguillicaudatus (oriental weatherfish)
Lineage: Eukaryota; Metazoa; Chordata; Actinopteri; Cypriniformes; Cobitidae
Source: RefSeq, a predicted model, not a curated record
UAAUCUGCAGUCGGGGGGAAAGUUUCAAAAGGAGUUCAUUCUGGUUGUACUCUGUUACUUUAGCUUAUUGACUGCUUAAUAAGAUAAAGAUGAAGUAAGAUUUAAGUAAGUUACAUAUUAUAGGACUCUAUGCGAGUAACUUGAGCGCAUGAAAUAGGUAAUGUUAAUUUAAUAACCUGUCUAAAAUUAGCACUUAGUUCGGCACAGAAACAGGCGUGUAUUUUUUUUAUACAAACGAGUAACCUUGUACAUAAUUGCCUUUGUAAGUUAGCCCCGUAGCGUCGCUUUAGUUUUUGUUUGCGAAAUAAACAAUUAGCCGUUUAAGCUAACAAUUUAUUCGCCCUUAAGUGUUGCGCCAGGAGGGAACAAAGAGAUCAACACAAUUUCUUAAAUGCUUUUGACAAGGAAAGUAAACCUCUUUCAAAACAUUUAAAUAAUUUGUGUCAACAUGUGUAUUUGUAUUAAUGGACUGUGAACAUGCCCGUGUGUCGGGAAUCGGGAGCGCGCGUCAGCUGACAUCCGCUGAGAGAGUACAGCGAGACAUGGAUCAACUCAAAGUCAAAGACAGGAUCCUCGAAAAUAUCUCUCUCUCUGUUAAGAAGUUGCAGAGUUACUUUGCCGCCUGUGAAGAUGAGACGCCGGCCAUCAGAAACCACGACCGUGUUCUUCAGAGGUUGUGUGAGCACUUGGAUCACGCUCUUCUCUAUGGGUUGCAAGACAUCUCAUCAGGUUACUGGGUCCUCGUAUUACACUUCACGCGGCGAGAGGCAGUCCAACAGAUUGAUGAGCUCCAGCACAUAGCCACCAAUCUAGGCAGAAGUCGUGCCUGGCUCUAUUUGGCACUUAGUGAAAGUUCUUUAGAAAGCUACCUCCGUUUGUUUCAAGAAAAUCAAGGACUGCUGCAGAAAUACUAUUACAAAAAUGCAUUGGUUUGCAGUCAUGAUCAUCUGACUCUGUUUCUUACACUUGUCUCUGGGCUAGAAUUCAUCCGCUUUGACCUCGAACUGGAUGUGCCAUACCUGGAUGUUGCUCCUUACAUGCCAGAAUACUAUAAACCUCAGAAUCUGUUGGAUUUUGAGGAGAGGUUGCCAAGCUCUGACAGUCUGUCUCUGCACUCAUUUACUUCACUAACCUCCACCAACCUUGAAUGGGACGACAGUGCCAUCGCCCCGUCUAGUGAAGAUUAUGAUUUUGGCGACAUCUUCCCUGUGUUGCAGUCAUUGCCAAGUGCAGACUGGGAAGAAGGAGAUCUGACUGACCCUGUCCGUUCCUUUGGAUCGAACUCUCAAACCGUUGUCAAUGACUGUGUGGUAGUGAGGGGGUCCACAGGCACCAUCAGGACCACGAGCCUAUCGCGACACAAUCCCUUUAACGACGACUCCGACACAAACACUUCGGCGGAUGUCACUCCGGUGCACGUGGCUAGCCGUCAUGUUUCCGCAACAGCCGAAGAUGUGGAAAUCACCAGCGAUGGGCUGGAGGUCAUUAGGAUGGCAAGGCGCAGAAAACCUGGUAAGAAACGACGGGCAAGGGGGUCGACGGAUUCCAUGAGCAGUGAGCAGAAUCUAAUCUCUCCAGAUGGACCCGACGCUGAGGAGUGCCUUCAGAUUUUGGUUGAGAGGGACAACCUUAAUGUGGACAGUUGCGGUUCUCUGGAUGGACCAGAUGGUCCUGAACCAGAAUCCAUGAGGAACGGAAGAGAGGAUGAAGAUCCAGAGGCUGGACUGAGGCUACCUGUGAUGACAGACACCUCUAUGGACAGUGUGGGCCAACCCCUCAGUGAUGUCAUGGACAGGUUGAACGGUUCUCUGGAUGGAGAGACCUGGGAACAACGUGAAGGAGACGUAGGAGGAGCUCGUGCUAGUCCCGAUGGUACCAACUCUGCCACAGGACCCCCUCAGCAGCGGCCCUUUCGAGAGGACAUGGAUGGAGAACCUCCGGACCCAAGCUUCUUGCAGGCCCCACGUCCACCUGCUGACUUCUACUGCUUUACCUCCCAGAGUCCAGACCCUGCUGCCUCGUGUGGUGGCCACCAUGACUCUGCAGGGAAUGAUGAGCCGCAGGAUGUUCCUGUUGGCCAUGAAGAUGAGGGAAAAGCAGAAGAACAAGCUGCCUCCGUCCACAUAGGGGAGUCGGCUGAGGAGGAACAUAGUACAGCAGAAGAGCAGGAAGAAGAUAAAGACAAAGCGAUACAGAGCUCCCAUCCUGCAGAGUUUAAGGUAGAUAACAAUCACCUACUGCUGCUCAUGAUUCACGUAUUCAGGGAGAAUGAAGAGCAACUCUUUAAGAUGGUGAGGAUGAGUACAGGCCAUAUGGAAGGAGAUUUACAGCCUCUUUAUGUGUUAUUGACAGACUGUUACAUUUAUCUCUUGCGUAAAGGGGCGGCUGAGAAGCCUUAUUGUGUUGAAGAAGCUGUAUCUUAUAAUGAACUGGACUACAUCUCUGUUGGACUACACCAGCAGACUGUGACCUUAGUGUGCACCAACAGAAGACGCCAGUUCCUUCUGGACACAGCAGACUCAUCUCUUACUAUCUGGUUUCUGUCCGUGUUGCAAUCGGCAAUGGAAAAAGGCUGCCGGGAGACGCCAUACCCCUCUGUUCUCACUGACGCCACUAUGGAGAAACUAGCUCUCUAUAAAUUUGUGUGCCAGGAGACUCACUGUGAGUUGUCCGAGUUGAGCAUACGCCUGUAUUCUCUGGUUCACUGGGAAGACCCAAUGGACGCAUCAGUUGUGUCGCCUACAUCUCCGUCCGCCUCCAGAGAAUCAAGCAGCACUAAAGAGGGGAUGCUGUUGUAUCGGGCGGGAAGCUCCUAUCUGGGGAAGGAAGUGUGGAAGAGCUGUUACUUGGUGCUCAGUAAUGGCAUCCUCUAUCAGUAUGCAGAGAGAACAGAUGUUACACCUCUGAUGUCUGUUACCAUGGGGGGUGAGCAUUGCGGAGGCUGCAGGCGUUCAAACAGCUCAGAGAAGCUACAUGCAUUUCAUGUUAUUUUAACUGACCAUCCACCAUUAGAGCUCUGUGCUGAGAACGAAGAAGAAAUGGCGGACUGGAUGCAGCUGCUCUGCCAGGCCGUCUCUAAAGGGGUUAUCCCACAAGGGGUGGCCCCUGCCCCCUGUAUCCCAUGCUGCCUCGUGCUCACAGACAGGAAGUUGCUCACGUGUCACCAAGACUGCCAGACAAGUUUUUUCCGUUCUCUCGGAUCAGCUGAUCUGAACGAUGUCACAGCUGUACGCUUGGAGGAGGAUAAAGAAUACUGUGUCAUUGAGUUUGCUGAAGAUCGUGCCGAGUUCCUUCCUCCCUGGGUUUUGUAUUUUAGUGGAUAUGAGGAGCGAGAUCGACUGCUAGCCGAAUUGGAUCGUGCAUGGACUGCAAGUUUCCAGGUGAGCCUAGCUCGUAAGCCGGUGUCUGACCUUUCGGUUCAGAAGCGGUGCAGGGAGGCGGUUGAACUGAUGAAGAGCGCCUGGCAGAGGAGCGACAGCAUACACAGAGGCCGAUCAAAGAGAGAGCCCUGGUGCUGACUAUCUGUCAAUCAUCCCAGAAAACACAGGGUCAGAUAGGACCCAAUGGAAGAAGAGCUUACCAGCAAACCCACUGUUUAUGUAGGUACAAGCAGACUCUGUGAGCUUUUCUGUCCGUAUAUCUCUGCUGCACAAUGCACAUACUAGAGGACAGCACGAUGUGGCUUCAUGUGAUAUUUAAAAAAGGCGUGACCUCGUUUACAUUUGCCUUGCACAAAUAUUUAAAGAGUUUCAUUACGCUCUCUCAAGCAAAAGCUUGCAACGGGAAAAACGGACACAAGAUCUAUAAGUUCUCUCAUAUGUAGUGUAAAUGUGUAAACUGCAACUUUUGUUCAUAUUGUAAAGUCUUGUACAGUAUACAGAGGUACUACUUGCUUUUCGAGCACUAAUGAAGGAGUAUUUUAGUUUUGUUUACUAUAUUGAAGCUCCUUUAGAACAAUCACUUGGACAUAUAACGGUUUGCAUGGCAGUAAUUGCAUUGACAUUCAACAUGAAGCGACAGAGGAGGAAGACAUUAAUCUACCUUUAUUUUAAAUAUUAUCACUCAAUACUAAUAAAUAACGACGGUACUCUGAAUUAAAAGUACCACCAUGAGGCCACUCUUAAUCUACUAGACUUGAAUUAUUUGCUAUUCAGAAAUAUUUAUUAUGAGGGCACAUUUAACUAAAGUGAUGAAAUCGUUACUAACUGAAGGAGUUGCUUGCAAGCAGAAUUGCACAAAGUUAUUUGGCGUUUAUUUUUUUAAAUGUGUUUUUUUAUUCAUGCAUAAACAUUUGUAGCACAACCCCAUCAGCAUCAAGAGGAACGCUGCUUUUAUUUUUUUAUUUUGGUCUUUUACUGUGAUUUGAAUGCUGUCAAACAUUUAAUGUCAGGCAUUUUUAAUAUUAUUUUUUUUAAGUCAUCAAGUUUGAUCCAUUUUUUUACGGAUACGACAUUUAUCUGUUUUCCAAUUUUAGCUGAAAUAUAAAGUCAUUCCCUGUUUCUUGCUCAGUGGUGGAUCAGUGGUAUACACCACUUUAGUGAAACACUGUAAAGUUCGUUUUAAGAAUGUAGAGGGUUUUUUCAGAAAGCAGACAUUGGGUAUUUUCCUGGCUGAAAUGAAUAAAACGACAGGAAAAAUCUCAGGUAUGAUGAAGUUUGUUUCAGUCAACAGUGAUUUUAAAACGCACAUUGCUGGACAAUGGUGGAAUACAGUUGUUCGUUAGCUAUUUGAACUGAAGGGGUUAAAGUCUUUUAUCAUUUUUUAAAAUGGUUUUUAUUUUAUGGUAUGACUGCUACAAUGGAAGUGACCUAAUCUGUCUUGUUCUAACACUUUCAUGUCUCAGAUACACUAAGUGCUGCAUGUCAUUUUUUAAAUGUCGUCAUAUAAUUAAUAUGAUAGCAAAUGUAAAUAUGACUUUUUUGUAAAAGGGAAAAGUAUGAAUAAAAAAUUAAUAAUA